CCCUAAACUAAUUCAUUGAUGCAGAGCUGACGCUACACCAUGGCAUAUCGCGACAUUGGUCGGCAUAACCAGGCGCCAUACUAUGUAUGCAGUCAGCAGCCACUCCAAGGCACGCCAACAUCGGACAAAACAAAGACGAUUAUAGGAUAUGGAAAUAUAUCUUAGCGAGCCAACCAAAAGUUGGGCCGAGUUCUCGGCGAACCACCGACAUGUAACGCCGUGAUGCCGUCCAACGGCACUUAUUCAGCGCCGACCGGCUCAAUAGCCUACCGAUCAGCCAGUUUCGAUUAGGAAUUGCGGCACAGUUCCAUUGCAUAUAAAGCCUCUUUUGCAUUCCCGAAUGAAGACACGAUACCUACACUAUAGAAAGCACAGACGGUAUUAGACUUUGGGCUUUACACUUGUAUUUCGCCAAUCGCGGCCAACCACGAUCUAGUAUACUGUGCACGCACGUUCAACAUGACAAAAGUCGAGGUUAAUACCCAGGGCGCAGACCAGGCCCCAAUCGCUGGCGCUUUGCAAACCGUAGACUCCGGCCUCGUCAACGAGGGAGCGAAAAAUGUUCCGUACUUCACGCCGAUCCAGGAUCCGGCUGCCGGGACGGCCAGGGACCCGCAGCCGGAGGGGACCCUCUUCUCCCCGUUGAAGCUGCGCGGGCUGACGCUGCACAACCGCAUCUUCGUGUCGCCCAUGUGCCAGUACUCGGCGGACGACGGGCACAUGACGGCGUGGCACAAGACGCACCUGCAGAGCUUCGCCGUCCGCGGCGCCGGCCUGGUGCUGACCGAGGUCCAAUCCAUCGUGCCCGAGGGGCGCAUCUCCCCCGAGGACCUGGGCAUCUGGGACGACUCGCACCUGGCGCCCGCCAAGGAGGUCAUCGACUUCAUCCACAGCCAGGGCGGCCACAUCGGCAUCCAGAUGGGCCACGCCGGCCGCAAGGCCAGCACGGUCGCACCAUGGAUAGACCGCAAGGCAGUCGCAGGGAAAACGGGACGAGGAUGGCCGGGCAAGGUGUACGGCCCAUCCGCCGUGGCGUACAGCGAGGACACUUACGUCCCCAAGGAGAUGACAUUGGAAGACAUUGAAAUUCUGAAAGCCAAGUGGGUUGACGCCGUCAAGCGCGCAGUCAGGGUCGGCUACGAUACGAUCGAGAUCCACGCCGCCCACGGCUACCUCAUCAACAACUUCUUGUCGCCGACCUCCAACCGGCGGACUGACAAGUACGGCGGCAGCUUCGAGAACCGCUCCCGCCUGCUGGUCGAGCUGACGGAGCUGACGCGCGCCAACGUGCCGGACGACUACCCCGUCUUCGUCCGACUCCCCGGCAGCGACUACCUCGAGCACGACCCGUCCAUCCCGCAGUGGGAGAUCUCCCAGGCGCAGGAGCUCGCCAAGAUCCUCGCGGGCAAGGGCGUCGACUUCUUCGACGUCACGGGCGGCGGUCAGGACGCGCGGAUGAGGGUGGCCCCCGGGCCCAAGUACCAGGUCCACCUGGCCGCGGCCGUCAGGAAGGCGGUCGAGGGCACCGGCGCCGUCGUCGGCUCCGUCGGCGGCAUCGCCACCGGCAAGGACGCAACCGAGGUCCUGGCCGACGGUCAGGCGGACGCCGUGCUCGUCGGGCGGGCGUUCCUCAAGGACCCCAACCUUGUGUGGACCUGGGCCGACGAGUUGGACAUUGACGUCCAUGCGCCCAGUCAAUAUGGGUGGCCUUUCGGACGCACUCGGACCCACAGGCCGAGCAAGCAUUGAGACAUGGUUUCUUGGAAUCAGUAGCCUGGCCUCCACAUGUACACGUGCCUGCGCCAGCCAUUGAUGGGCCGGGUUUGGUGACAGAUUCCUGCAGAAGAAGAAGAAAUGUGAAACAUUCUUCGGUGGACAUGUUUCCCGCCCACUUUGGGGCUAGUUUCCCUUCAUCGCAACAAUACUGUUUUGACCUCACCGCCACU
Colletotrichum navitas is the source of this 1946-nucleotide messenger RNA. RefSeq names its product NADH:flavin oxidoreductase/NADH oxidase. NCBI's taxonomy places the organism in Eukaryota, Fungi, Ascomycota, Sordariomycetes, Glomerellales, Glomerellaceae. The record is from RefSeq and is a predicted model, not a curated record. The transcript is spliced from 5 exons. Gene Ontology annotation, cellular component: intracellular anatomical structure. The coding region runs from base 460 to 1749 and encodes 429 amino acids. Gene Ontology annotation, molecular function: FMN binding; NADP binding; NADPH dehydrogenase activity.